CUGAUUGGUGAAUUGAGGGGUCAGGAAGAGCAGUUCGGCACGAGGAUUGGCGGCGGAGUGUCCCAUGGAAACGGAACCCAGAAUUGCAGCCAGGGGCUUGCACGGGGGCGGGGCAGGGUCUUUCCAAGGCGCCUGCGCUAAACCAGGUUCUCGGCGCCAUUUUGUCUCGGCAGCGGUCGCCGUAGCUCCAUCGCAUUUUAUGUUUCUGGCAAGAAGGGAACGGAGUUUUCAUCAGGUAGAUUGGUUUUUGUGCGUCCGUCCUCCACCGUUUCCUCCAGGACAGCACCUAGUCUUGGCCGGAGGAGUCUCAGAGUUGUCAGAAAGUCGUGCUGGAAAAAAACAGAACAUCUCGGUGAUUACUGAGGCUGGAGUGCAGUGGCGCGAUCUCGUAGGAGUGAAGUUUUUUAAAAGACCUUAUAAAACAAUGUAUUACUGAACUUUCUAGAGGGUAAGAAUCUAUAAUUCCACUAUCAAAGUCUAAAUUGUUAUUAUGGAAUCCAAAUAAUGCAUGGACAUUUGGAAAUUACUAAAAAGCCCAAAGAAGAAUACAAAAAUCUCUUCCCUCCACCAAAAGGUACAGUUUUUACUAUAGUUAUAUGUUAUACAAAAGGGUUUGUCUUUUUUGUGUUGUUUUACAAAAUAUUCUAGUUUUGUUCAUGUUCUUACCAUUAUUUUUCUUUAUCGAAAACAUUGGGAACACUGGAAAUAUUUUAUCAUAAAGCAUCUUUUAUGUCUUCGUAGUGUGUUGUGGGAUAAAUAUACCGUAAUUUAUGUAACCUGUUUACGUGUAUGUAAUGGCAGUAAUAUGUCAGCGAAUAUCCUUGUACAUGUUUUGCAAAAUAUUGUCUUAGAAAGUCGUUGCAAAAGUAAUCGUGGUUUUUGCGUUAUUGGAGUUUGCCAUUUGAUGUUGGACUACAUUGUUAAAUAAAUGUGGUUAUGUUAUAUAUCA
Molecule: messenger RNA, 949 nt
Organism: Chlorocebus sabaeus (green monkey)
Lineage: Eukaryota; Metazoa; Chordata; Mammalia; Primates; Cercopithecidae
Source: RefSeq, a predicted model, not a curated record